Messenger RNA from Penaeus monodon (black tiger shrimp), 2649 nucleotides. RefSeq lists its product as uncharacterized. The record is from RefSeq and is a predicted model, not a curated record. NCBI's taxonomy places the organism in Eukaryota, Metazoa, Arthropoda, Malacostraca, Decapoda, Penaeidae.
AGCAGACACUGUGCCGGCACGGAAGAGAACCGAUGUACACAGCAUCUCCCGAUAUUUUUUGAGACAUAACCAGUUAAUAGAGUGUAUUGUAUAAAUUUCCCCAACGCAAAUCAGCAAUGAGUAGCGUGAGAACACUGGUUCGGAUCGUGGCCGCGGAAAGUGUGGGUCUCGCGCUGCUGUGGGUGAUGGUGGCGGUGCUGCAUAUAUCCGCACUCAUCGUAGGCUUCUUGGACUUCGCUGCCAUGUCGAGCUUUGUUAUUGGGUUUGCAAGUUAUCUGCUCGUAACGCACCUCCUGCUCAACGGAUGGCUCGUGCGCAUUUUUUGGGGGAAAAUCCGCCGGCGAGUAGCAAUAUUACUUUUUGUCACAUUCACCAUUCGUCUUUACUUGUUGUUGCUCCGCGUCCGGCAUGCUGUGGUUGCCUUACGUGGGAGGGACCAGGUCGUGUCCCGGCUGGAGGCUCUGAAGGCCAGGUACGCCAUCUCUGUCGAAAAUAGUACCGUCGUGGGGUUCCCAUCUUUGAGUGCGGCAGUGAAACGCACGAGCUGCGUCCCUCUCAGCGUUGAAACUUCGACGAAUGGCUCCCAAGGCGACAGUGAAGCCCCGCUUAGGCCGUGGGUUGUCACAGAAACAAACGUCGACGCCGACACCAAGUUGAUCAAGAUGAGCUCCGACGAGAUGGGGGAGAGGGAGCCGAAGAGCCUUUCGCAUCUCUUCACGAGGGAUUUAUCCGAGCUCAUCGCCGGGAGGAAGAUGCUCUCUUUCCACUUCAUCUUAGAUGCGAAUAACGACAUUAUCCACGUCUCGAAUACCAGCACCCUGCCCAAUGGACUGCCAGACCGGGUUCGCAGUACAAGUCCUCUCACAAUUUGCAACGAUACCCAUUACUUGGUCAACCUCGCCAGGGCUUUGGGUAUGAGGUUUGUCGCUAUAGCGGCGAGAAAUGAAAAAUCUUGUGUUACUGUUACGCAGACCAACUGUUCACCAUUUUUAUGGUGUUAUACAUUGUACAGCACAGCCCUCUUGGUCUAUGGACUACUGGUGAACUUGCAUUAUGACGGCAGAGCCACCGGGUUGUACCACGCCGGCUGGAUGUGCACCGCUGCCGCCUGGUUCCUCACGUGCCGGAGUGUGGACGAGCCUUGGACUGACACUUUCGCCAAGAUACCGUUGCAUUUGUGUUUCACCGUGUGCCGAAUCUUUCUGCUGUGCGCCGUCGCCAUGGGCGGGCUGGGCAACGUCGCCAUUUUGUACCUGAGCGCCAAAGCAUUGGGAUAUCUCGCCCUGGUCGGGGAGAUAGUGUACAAGAAGCUCAGAAGGAAUGUGCGUCUCUGGGGCGACGUCGUGGACCGGUAUUUCUUCGACAAGACUUUGGUGAUGAGCUACCAAGGGGGCGAGAGCGUUGUCUGUUGCGGUUGGGCCGUUUGGUUUCACGUCUGCCGUCCCUCCGAGCACAGCUUCGUCCUGCUCGUUGCUGUGGUGCUGUGCCAGGCCGCUGGGAUGAUUUACCUGAACUUCGUGAAAAGGUUUCUGAAAGAGCCCUUGAAGAAUCCUGUGCGUAUCCUCAUGAUGGCGAAGGACAGAAUGAAAGCAGCGGAGAAAAGUAUAUGAUAUAUUUAAAGAAAAUUCGUGUCUUCAUAUUUGUUUCCUUAGUUGUGCAGUGUGCGCAAGGUACAUAGGUAACUACAUUGUCAGGAAUUGUACAUAAGAACAUUUAUACUCUUUAUCAGAUAAAUACUUUUUUAUCACCCAAGGAAUAUCGGCAAACCCUCCAUAGGAAUGUAAAUGGGUCUUGUGAACAUAAUUGGUAAGUUGACUAGUUGUAAUGAACUCAAGUUGUUUUAAUUUAAUAUUUGGUAUUUGAGAGCGACACACCCAGCAGAGACAAAGUCCCAAAACCAGGUUAACAUGCGAACCCAAAACAAACCAAACCUUUCCUACCUUCUAUUAUUCCCUAGAUAGGGGGACAAGCCCCUGUACCCCCCCUUCGUUAACACUUCGUGCCAUCUUACUGAAAACUUACUGGCUGUGUGAGGGUGUUGUGGACUUGGUCUCUGAGCGGUGACAUGCAGUGGAUAUUUUCGUUGUUACUCGGUAAAUAUGAGGCCCCUGCAGAUGUACCCGUGUUGCUUAUGACUCUAUUGUUUAUGCUGUAUAAGAUAGCUGUGUCUAUUUCCCUCUAUCUGUGCGUCGCUCUCGGUAACAGUACUAGUAUCUGAGUUUCUGCACAAUAACUCGUCGGGCUCUUUACGCCUCCAUUUCACUUUCUUUGGCAUCAUUCCAAUGGGUUAUGUUAUGUGUAAAGGACAUUAUUCACAUGUCUCAUUUAUGUACAUUUUGAAAUAUCGAUAUUUGUUACCGAGAGCGUCACACCCUCCAGAGACGAAGCUCCAAAACCAGGGUAUCGUGUGAACCCAAAAUCCAUACUUAAUCUUUCCUACCUUCAAUUUAUUAUUCCCUACAAAGGGGGGGGGGGUAAGCACCCUGUACGCCUCUUUAUUAGCACUUCGUGCCAACUUAAGGAAAAUGCAACAUUAAGGGCGUCUUCUGUAAGAGCCAUAACAGUUGAUCCAUUAUUAAAGUUUAAGCCAGAUCUCUAAGGUGCUAGCGCAAUGGCAGCAUCCAGGAUUAAAUUCAAUUCACCUCUGGA